Anastrepha ludens (Mexican fruit fly) is the source of this 3377-nucleotide messenger RNA. RefSeq names its product probable G-protein coupled receptor Mth-like 5 (gene mthl5). NCBI's taxonomy places the organism in Eukaryota, Metazoa, Arthropoda, Insecta, Diptera, Tephritidae. Gene Ontology annotation, cellular component: membrane. The transcript is spliced from 8 exons. Gene Ontology annotation, molecular function: G protein-coupled receptor activity. The coding region runs from base 1062 to 2861 and encodes 599 amino acids. Gene Ontology annotation, biological process: cell surface receptor signaling pathway; G protein-coupled receptor signaling pathway. The record is from RefSeq and is a predicted model, not a curated record.
CAACACAACAAGUCGACCGACAACGGCUUCACUAGCCGCAGCGUAGUCAGCUAGCAUUCAAGCAGUCAAUGGUUGAAAGUCGCUCGCUCGCGCAAACCGGCAAUCAGUCGGUUGUUAGUGUUCCUGGAGAGUUAUACAAUAAGCUGGUGAACGUUCGUCCGUUAAUAUUAUGGCAGUGUUUCGGCACAAUUUAUGCACUUUUUGAAAAUUAUGCAGAAGUGUUCGAAACAUGAAUAAAUGGAAUAUCAACUGUAGUGUUGAGAAGGAAAUUGUGAUACGCGCCAAUUUGAUGGGCAUGGAUAUAUUUUUUGCUGACGAAACAUACUUGACGGUAGUUCAGGCGUAAGUCAGCAAAACUAAUCGCACACGGGAGAGUUUCAGUGGUUUGUAAAAUGAGAACGCAAUUGAAAAUUGCAUGAGUGUAACGCACUUGAUAUUUUCUGAGUGUAUAAAUAUUAAAACAGAAGUUCCAUUUAAAGAAAAGACGAAAAUAUUUUCCAUGAAAAUAAGUGCAUAAAUUAGGUUUGAAACAAAUAAAUACUAAAAACGCAAAUAAGCCCAAAUUAAAACCAAGCGCAGAUACAAAGUACGAUUUAAACAAAUUGAGAAUUUAUAAAAUUUUGGUUGACCGUGUGCUAUAAAAAGGCCUGCCUGCACGCUUACCAACAAACCGGCUUUCGUGGAUGACGCAGCAAGGUGAAUCGAGAAGACAUAGUGAAAACGAACAAACGAGUGUGACGUUCCAGCUACGAAAGUUCCAGCGCGUCGAGCGAGACGAAGGGAGAUCAGCCCGCAAGUAUUGUAGGAAGAGAAUCAAUACACAACUCCAACACAAGCAAAAAAUACGCAUAUUUUUUGGUUUUUUGUAAUUUAGCAUUUCCCUUCAAAUAUUUCGUAACUGACAAUUGGUGUCGCCAAUGAGCGGCGUAGAGAUUGUAUUACAAAAAUAAAGUAAAUACAAGGAAAAGAAAAAAACAAAAACACACACACAGUUGAUCGUCAUCAUAGGUGUAGGGACGUUGUGGUGGUGGUAGUGGUAAGCGCGAUCAACGAUUAAGCCAAUGACGUUGAUGACGACAGAAAUAACAACAGCAACAAUCCCCACAAAGAGAACAAACAUGUUCGGGUUGAUGACGAGAACACCAGCACCACCACCAAGAACAGCAUCAGCAACAACCACUGCCACUGAUAUGCUACUCAUAAACGAAAUCCAUGAGAGGCGGCGAAAAGUCGGUGGCCGCAGCACCCACCACCCUUCUUCCAAUGCCUCUCAUCGAUCAGCCAGCUGCAGCAGUCAUUUUAAUAAUAAUAAUAACAAAAGUAAUAUCCACAAUUACUAUCUUCCACCGGCAUUUGCAUUUAGCCGGCAACUGGUUUAUGCCAUGCUUCUUCUUCUAGUCUGUGCCGCUGACGUCUGCUGUGGCAGUGGUGUUGGUAGGAGCAGUAGCGAAAGCUUAGCUUUCUCGGUAGCGACUGAGCUACACCCAUUACAGCGACGGCACGCGACCACUAAGGAUAACGCUGCUGCUGCAACGGAAGAUGAGAAUCUGAUUUUGGUGAAUAAAUGCUGCGAAAAAUUCGAAAUUCAUGUGGACGGCAUUUGCUCGCAGGUCAAUGAAAGUGACUACUUUCAACCGAUGUUCACCAACUAUCAAGGUGUCCAUAAUGUGCCUGUGAAAUUUAAGUUUGUUAUUGGUAUACCGGCUUGCGGCACGAUGCAGACAUGGCCUAUAUAUCAUUACCAAGGUAGUGCUGACCAGUUGGUGCUUUUGGAUGAUGGCAAAUUACGUCACUACACCAACUCCAAUGAGGAAGAAGAGGAGUUGUAUGAGCACACCGACUAUGACGCCGAUUUGGAUGAUGAACGAAAGUCACUGUUUCAUGAUUAUACACAAGGACAAUAUUGCAUUGAUAAGGCUAUUUCCUCCACAGGUCAGCAUCGUCAAAUUCUGUAUGCAAAUAUCUGUUUGACGAAAAAGGAGAUCAAAUGGUCGGAUACAACAUUUUUGCUACGUAAAGUAAUAAAUCCCAUUUUCCAUGGUAUCUCUUUGAUCAGCUUGUUGCUCAUAUCAAUUAUCUACUUUAUCCUGCCCACUUUGCGUGAUCUUGUGGGCAACAUAAUCACCACUAUUGCGGUGUGCUUAAUGGCUAGCCAAGCUGCGGAUUUUGUGCGCAUCUUUACGGAGUUCACCAACCACGUGAGCUUUAUCAUAGCAGACAUCAUACUCUACAUCAGCUUGCUAGGCGCUUUCUUCUGGCUUAACAGUUUCGGCUAUUACAUUUGGAAGACUUUUCGCUCACGCAACGUUUUCUUGCGUGUCACAGAUGGCCGUAAAUAUUGUUAUUACUCAGCAUAUGCGUGGGGCCUCACCGCGCUAAUGGCUGGAUUGGCGGUUUUUGCGCAUUUCUUCCUCGAUGCUGAAUCAUACAAACAACAAAAUCUGAUUGGCGAUCAGGAAACAAUCGGCUGGCUGGGGAUAUGGAUAUUUUUUGCACCCAUCGCCUGCACAAUAGUCAUCAAUAUUUUUUUCUAUGUGACCACUUUGAAGUUGAUCAAUCGCAGAAAUGUCUAUGGACGCAUACAGCACAAGUUGAGAGCGAAUUUCAUCAUGUUUUCAUGGAUGCUGCUAAUCAUGUCCAUUGCGUGGCUCUUCUUUGUGCUUUCCUGGCUGCCGUACGAUGGCCUCCUCUAUGCGCACAUACUGGUGAAUGCUGCGCAGGCGCCGCUUCUUCUCUACAUCUGUGUGCUGCGACAGAAACAUGUUACAUUCCUAUUGAAGAAGUCAUGCUGUUAUAAUGAGCCGCCAUCGGCCAACGAUUGGGGCGAUGAGAUGCAUUAUAUGAAUUGUAAUGAUUACUGAGAUGAGGCGCGCGUUCGAAACGCGCCCAAACAGCAACAACAGCAAACGGUGACACAUCAACCAAAUGGCAUAUUCCCGGAUGGGGUACCAAUCGAGUCGAGAGUGACUGCAUACAGACAUACAUCGGUGUAAAUGGCAUUAAUACAGGGUGCAUUGCUCAUUUCAUGAAUUGAAUGUGGGAUUGUGUUUGUUAAACUCUUAGUCUGUAGCCUUAUUUAUGAAUGUAUGUAGUUGUAAGAGGAAGCAAAGCGAAUCAAAGCAAUCGUACAACACUAUACCAAGACUAAGUAAACUCUCAUUAAUUUUAAUUUUUCAUAUUUUUUUAAAUGUUAUUGUACGCGAAUGAUAUUGUAUUCGAAAUUAAAUUAAGUAACUAACUAAACGACUAAUAAGUGUACUUAAGCUGAAAAUUAUGAAAUUUUGCGAAUCGCACAGAGAUUUGUAGUUAUUUGUGAAGACUUUGAACAAAAGUAAUUUAAGUGGAAUAAAAUAGUUUAUAGUACAAGUUUUUUUUGU